CUUACACACUCUUCACAUAUCCAACUCAUAUUAAUUAUUUUUAAUUUUAAUAACUUUUUUAUACAUAACAACGCAUAAAUUUUUUGUCUAUGUAUCCCAUAAGCCAUAAACCUGCCGAAUAAUGGAUGAUCGUGUCGGGACCUAUCAACGCACCCGUCGGAAAUUCGCGGCCAUUGUCUAUCUGAUAACAUUUUGCUGGCUCCUGCUGGGUCUGGCCCAAUGGCUGGUCGUGCUUUCAGUUCCCUCGGCCAAGGAUGCGUUCUUGAUCUAUCAUUGGAUGAGUAUCGUAUGCUUCACACUGUCAAUUACAUUGGCCCUUCUCUUCAUAUUCUUCGAGGCAGCUCGCUUUGUCACAUGUGUGAAUUGGCUUAUAACCAUCCUAAUCGUACAGUUUGCUGUUAUGGGCCUGUUUGCGCUGGUCGCUAACUCUUCGUGGCCGGAACUUCUCAUGUGGUUUGCGAUUUGCGCCCUGCUGCUCUUCAUCUUCGUACUAUUGGGAUCUGUAAUACCGCACGAUCUGACGCUGGAUGUUGUUAUAUUGUUUGUGAUAUCCUUUGUCUUCCUCAUUGUGUCGGUCUUCCUGAUUAUGCUGCACCUACUGACGCUCACAGCUCACUCCUUCAUCCUCUACCAGCUAUUUGUCAGCGUCAUCAUUCUGACGUUUGUCAUGUACCACGCGCAGACUAUUAACGGCGGUCGCUUUGCGGAAAUGCGCGUCAAUGAUUAUCUUCUGGCCUCGAUCAUACUCUUCUACGAUUUUGGCGUCAUGUUUCUCUUGACAUUCUAUAUGCAGAUCCACUAUAAGAUCGCCACGAUUAAUCAGGCCGGGUCUACGACGAUGGCUCCAGACGACAGAAACACCACAAGCAACAGUACAUCUCCGGUUGAUUUAUUUUAAAUUGAUUUCAUAUAAAUUGUACGACAUGCAGCCAUGCAGAUUACACCCACCAGCAAAUGUACACGAUCAUAUGUAUCAAGUCUCUAAUAAUAAUGUCCAAAGCGUUAGAUAUUCAAA
Drosophila montana is the source of this 1015-nucleotide messenger RNA. RefSeq lists its product as uncharacterized. The transcript has 5 exons. The record is from RefSeq and is a predicted model, not a curated record. Lineage: Eukaryota; Metazoa; Arthropoda; Insecta; Diptera; Drosophilidae. The coding region runs from base 122 to 898 and encodes 258 amino acids.